Malaya genurostris is the source of this 1612-nucleotide messenger RNA. Its product is annotated as low choriolytic enzyme. Gene Ontology annotation, molecular function: zinc ion binding; metalloendopeptidase activity. Lineage: Eukaryota; Metazoa; Arthropoda; Insecta; Diptera; Culicidae. The transcript has 3 exons. The coding region runs from base 524 to 1612 and encodes 362 amino acids. Gene Ontology annotation, biological process: proteolysis. The record is from RefSeq and is a predicted model, not a curated record.
UUACGACGCUUUCGCCGGCUGAGUACGGAGCAACGGAACGAUUCCAUGUCAAGUUUAUUCCCGAAAAACGAGAAAGCUGCCGAAUUAUAUUGGCGAAAUAUAAAAUAUAUACGAGUUUUUAUUAUCAGUCUGUCAACGACAACCGGAGCCUUCAAGAACAAGAAUCCUCCCCCGUUCCUCGCCCUGGGUGGAACAGGCGCCAGUAACAAUUCUAAGAAUGGCACCGCUAUGAUAAGGACUCCGGUGGGGCGGUGCGGCAGUCCCAUUGAGGCGGAAAUCGCCGUCACGAUAGAACAAGAAGUUGAAGGCGUCGCGAGUGUCGCGAUGAGUUCAUUAAAAGAAAUGGAAAAAGUGUGAAUUUAUUGUACUUUCGCUUCCGAUAUAAAUAAGUAGCCGGGUUCUUGUAGGCCAAGUAAUCAGUUCCCACCUGCUGUUCGUUCUGGUAUAGGGCCUACAAGUGGACGAGUUACUCAAGAGGGCUAGUUUCAAUAUAGUUUUUCAAGUGAAGUGAAGUAAACUAGUGAUGGAAGGUCGAUUGGUACUGGCACUGCUGGCUACGUGGCUGGCAAUGGCCCAAUCCGGGCUGAUUCUGCGUGACGAAAACGAAGUGGACACCGAAGUGGCGGCCGAGGAUGAGAUCGAUCUAUCUCACCUGGGGUUGGCCAUCUACGGUGAACCGGACGAGUCGGUGGGCGAACGUGUCAGUCAGUACAAUCCGGAAACGGAUACGAUGAACCCGGAAGAACUGGGAACGUACGUCGACGGGGACAUCUUGAUAGCGAGACCGGCUGGACGGAAUGGGCUGGCGGACAAAAGCACCCGGUGGCCGGGUGGUAUUGUGCCCUUCGUCAUCAGUGGAGGCUUCCAGGCACACGAGAUGCAGCUGAUCGAGGAUGCGUUCAACGAGUACCACAAAAAGACCUGCAUCAAAUUCCAGCCGCGUAUGGGCGAAAAGGAUUACAUUUCGAUUGAAAGUUCUAAGAGCGGUUGCUGGUCCAGUGUGGGCCGGAUGGGAGGACGCCAGGAGGUCAACCUGCAGAUCCCCGGUUGUACGACGAAGGUGGGCACAAUCGUGCACGAGCUAAUGCACGCGGUCGGAUUCCUGCACGAGCAGAACCGUUCGGAACGGGACGAUUGGGUCAAAAUUCAGACGCAGAACAUUCAACGUGGCACCGAGAACAACUUCGUCAAGGCCAAGAGUGGCACCACCGAUGCGUUCGGAGUGAAGUACGACUACGGCAGUGUGAUGCACUACUCAGCCACGGCUUUCUCGUCCAACGGACAACCGACGAUCGUUGCUAAGUAUCCGAUAAGCGGCACCGCAAUGGGCCAACGGGAGGGAUUUUCACGUAGCGACAUCGAGAAGAUCAAUCGGAUGUACCGUUGCGGGGGUGAUUCCGUCGAAACUGGACCACCGAUCAGUUUACCGUAUCCACCGUUCGGGUCGAUUCCCGGUGGUCCGAAUGGAUACUAUCCUCCUGCGCCGAAUGGAUUUCUGGGUGUCUAUCCAUAUCCGUCUGGGGGAGCAGUUGUACCGCAUACGUAUGGUGGCUACCAUCCGAAAGACGUCGAGGAUGAGAAGGUAUCGGAUGUAGUUGAAGUAGAUGUUUGA